UGGCAGGUUAUAGAAGUUCAAGAAAAAAUGAAUAUAAUUGGGACUCUUUUUCAACUAAAGACAUUUUACUUGUAAUUGCAAUAGUAUUUACGUUCAUUAUGUUGCACUCAAAUUCAUUAGUAGUCGAUUCCAUCACUGAAAUCGAUUGCUCGGAAUCCAAUACAUGCAUGAAAUGUAUGAACAAAUCUUUGUGCAGCUGGUCCAUCGAACUGCAGUCAUGCUUUAACACAAAACUGCUGCAAGCACCGCGUGGAAAUCUAACAGUCCAUAACGAAAAGCACUGUCCACGGUUCACGGUGGUCAACAAAUCGUCCGUAGUCGGCGUGUCUUUUAAAUACACGAUCAGGAUAUCGAACGACGUGAAGGGUGCGGUCACGUCAUUCCUCAACAGCAGUAUGAUCACAUGUUGUAUCGAGUCUUGCGAUUUCCGGGGAUUGGUGGUCGACGACUCAAUCGUGUGUGCGGCGAUACGCACACCAUGGUCGUACUUUGCAGACGGCUCAAGAGCCAUGAUCUCAUACAUCUACGUCAUGUUCGGCGACAAAAAACUGCAAUUCGACAAUGACGCCGACCACUAUUACACCAUUUACGACCGCGACUGCGCGGCGUCUGCGGCCACUGCUGCUGACGACUGUGCGACGUGUCUCUGGAAUGACAGAUUCUACAAGCAUUACUUGAAAUGGUGUCCGACUGGCAACCCGUGUACGGGGUCGUAUCAGAUCUACGAUAAGCGGGACUUGGACGGUGACAAGAAAUUUCUGUUCACCGACGACGACGUGGUGCGCGUACGCUGCGCCGAAAUCAGCAUCUUGUCGGUGCGGCCGCUGUACGCGCCGCGGAUAGGCGGUGGCACCACCACAAUGACGAUAACCGUCCGGAACCACCGGAUGUUGGCAGAGAACAGAACUGUGACGGUGGCUGUGGCCGGACGACGCUGCGAAGACCCGGUGACAUACGAUAACCAGACAAUAACUUGCUCCUUGCUGCUGCAGUCGUCGGUCUCCAGCGCUGCAGCCGCCGCCGGUCCGGUCGAAGUUGUGUAUGCGUCUUCGUUGUCUUCGGCCCAGCCGUCGCAGAAUAAGAGGUUCACGCUCACAUCGUUGGAAACGGUCGGUUUCGUCGAUCCAGAGACGACGAGCGUUCGUCCGACCUGUGGGUCCAUUUCUGGCGGCAUCGCGUUGACAGUGCAUGGCCGUUUCCUGGACACCGGUAACGCCGUACGCGUGUCAGUCGUAGCAAACAUCAGUAAAACAGAAGUCGGAGAAACGGUCCUCAUGACAUGUAACACUGUGUCACGCGACCGGCACACAAUCGUCUGCCGGACCACCGCGGCCGUCCGCCACGACAAUUAUAACGCGACCGUCGCAUCGUCGGCCCGGGUGAAAGUUCAGUUCGACGGUGGUCCGAUCAAGUACGUCCAGAAUCCCGCCUCGUGGUCGUUGUGUGCGAUCGGCGAAUCGGCGUUGGACGCGGGACAGACGUUCGGUGGCACCGUUUCGGGCGGCACUUCGGUGCCGGUCCGCGGUGUCCGUUUUUCUUGUGUUUCGGACGCCCAGUUUUACGUGAACGAUAGGGACGGUGUCAGAUACCAGCACGCUACCGGUUGCCGGAUAGUGAACGACACGUACAUGGAGUGCCGGUCACCAGACAUGCGGCGCGCGUCGUCUGCCGUCAACGUAGCCACAGCCGCAGUGUUUCCGGAUUUCGGUGUCCGGGCGCGGGAUUGUGGUGAGGGUCGUGUGUCCGACUUGCCGGUGCUGCAGUCACAUCAGCAACGGUUGUCCGCAACCGCCGUCCGCAGUCCGUUUUCCGUGUAUGCCGAUCCCGUUUACGUUGAUUUCGAAAUCCGCGACGGUGCCGUCAUCAUUAGCAGCGACCAUCCGUCCUCGUUGGGCCAGGGCUACGUGGCCGGCGACGUGGCCGUCCGGUUCCAAAACUCAACGGGUGGUUGCCACGUCACUUCCUUGUCAUGGAACGAGAUCAUAUGCGUGCCAAACUCCACUACCACGCCCACCGUUCUCGAUCAGCUUCGACGUAUCGUGGUGACCGUGGGUGGCGACGGCGGGUAUGAGUGUGAUGUGCAGAAAAAGUCAAUCAACGCCUGGGACGACGGUAACCGCGGUAGUCGGUCGCUGCUAUUCACUAGCGUCACUUUCUCCUGUUGCAGUGGAGUUGCUAUCGUUUCGGGAGCGGUGUUACUAUUCGCUGUUGGUGUCCUAUUAUUCCGUGUCAUUACAAAAAAUCGGUACGUAAUAAGCGCGGACACCUGAUAAGAUGAUUAUGAUCAAAUUUAUCUUAUAGAUCUAGUUAUUAUUUACACUAUAUAAUUGUAUAAGAUUCUGAGCGGAGCUAUCGGCUAUGUGUGUUUUUUUUUAAAAAUGUACCUAUUCAAGUCUGACUCUUUUUCACCCUUUGAAGCAAUAAAUAAUAUGAUCGAGGGGUAGUAUUUUGUAGAAAAUUGGAUCUAGUGGGUACAUUAAGCAAGAUUCAAAAGUAAAGAAUUACCUGCAGUACUUUUAAAAAUAAACAGAAAAAAACAAAAAACAUUUAGACAAAACUGGAAUUUUCACUGAAAACCAGUAAUGGUAUAUAGACAGUGGCGGAUCUAGGAUUAUUUUAUGGGGGGUGCUUAAGUUAAGGUCUCGUAUUCAGGUAUUCCAGAAUGAGAUAUACUGAUGGCGAGACUUUUUUUAGUCCUUAAAAUGAAUAUGCCUAAUAUUUCAACUUUAAAAACAAUACUAUUUAAUAUGGCAUAAAUUCACUUUAGCUACGCCCUACAUUUUUUUUUUUUUGAAACAUACGUAUUUUAACGAGUUAAGAGCGAUAGUGCAAAAAUAAAUUGUGGAAAUCAUUAUUUUGGAAGUUAUAUUCUUCCAAAGUUUGGGAUUUUACGUAUUUACUCGCAUACGCACAACGCCAUACUUUACUGUCGCGCCCAGCGCCUAAAAAAGAAUUUUGAAUUUUUUUUACGUAUUUUAACAAGUUAAAAAUGAUGGUGAAAUCAGUAGUAUAUUUAUAUGUUUUACCGAACAUCCUUUUUUCAAUUUGUUUGAUUUAACAUAUGUAUUUGGGCAUUCUUAAAACGAUAGUGAAGUCAGAAUUUUUCGGUCAAACUUAGUUCUGAAAUUUUAGCUAUUUUAAGUCAUUCAUGGUGGUCUCACAUAAUAGGUCGAGGGAUAUUUUCGAUUUUAAUUAUCCGAGUGACCACAGCGAGCGAGUAACCACGCCAGGUGUAUAUGAAAAUACUAUACAUUUAAAUUAAGUAUAACUAAGUCUGACCGCCAAAUUCUGACUUCACCAUCGUUUUCGCAUGCUUAACGACGAGGGUCAUUUUGGCGGAAAACGGAAACCCCCGUAAAUAUGUAAUUUUAAUUAUUAAUUGUAUGUAUUAUUACCUAACCUGUACCAAAAAAAAAUGUCGGCUAAUAACCUUUGAAGUUGAAGCCUGUAAACUUUUAAAUAAAAAAAAAAAACUCUAGCAGGUCUAACGAAACAACAUUUUUUGAAGCGUAAAGGUGUACAAUGGCUUGAAUGGUGAACACUGAACAGUGCUUACUGAACACGCAGUAUAUUAUUAUAAUAUUAUGUACAUUGAAUAGUGUAUUAUACAGUAUAUAGUACAUACUACAUACCUUACAUUAGUUCAUUCUCGCCAGAAUAUUUACAAGUUUAUUAUGAACUUUUCUUAUUACAAAACAACUUUUUUUUAUCACGCAUUCACCGAAAGUAUGGUUUUCGAUAGCGGUUGAAGCGUUGGAAAGCGUCCACUUUCCGUCCAGCGGGCGGUAAAGUGGGAAUCCCUAAUAGUGCCGGGCGGCAAAAUGGAAAUCCCCAAAAAUGCUGCGCACACAUUUCACGCGCGUAUGACACAUGAAUUCUAUAACGCGGUCCUUAAAUAACAAACUUUUGGUUACAUCAGACAUAUUCUAAUCAUAUUGUACCCUCCAUGCGUGCAGACAGUUAAAAUAAAUAAAACCAAAUCGUUUCUUUCAUGAAAUAUUGUUGUUGUAGAAAAUUAUAGUCUAUAGUCUAGAUACUCUGUCCCACACUCUCCCACGAGAGAACAUGCCGGUUCUGCGCAGCCUCCUACGUCACCCUGCUGUCGAAACUGGUUCCCCUAAUACAGGGUGUGACGUGAGGGAACCAGUUUUGGUCGGUGUGCAGCAUAAUCUCUCGUGGGACAGAGUAUAGUAACUUUUUUUUUUAGUUUUAACUCUUUUUUAAAAUUAUUGUCGGUAAAAUUUUUUUUCAUUCUGUAAAAAACCUUGAAAAUUUAAUGCAAGAAUCCUCAUAAGUUGUUUUGAUAAAUGAUAGCAGUUCAAAAAUGUUGAAGAUCAUAUAGGUAGAAUAGUAUUUAUACGCAUUUAAAGUAAAAAUUCACUAAAAUCCCAAACAUUUUCAAUUUAUUUCUCAGUUAUAAUUUCGUAAAAAUGUCGAUUUUCAUGCAUAGCUAAUUCCACAUACAUUUUUCUAUCUUUAACAAAAAAAAAAUUUCCUGGGUAUAACGCUGCUAUUAUAACGCUAUUUAUAGCCACGAGAUCUUUUCGAUUUUUAAUAAUUUUUUUUUUUUAUUAUUUAUACAAGUAACACUUCAUCUCCGCUCAGAAUCAUUUUUCGUAUGGUAAUGAUUAACCAUUGAAUUCAAAUCCAACACAUCCAUUAUAAUUACAUACUUACUACCAACUCACUUGAAUACCUUUUUUAUUUAUAUUUAUUUUUAUUAUUAUUACACUUCUUAAUGUAGGUAUUAUAUUUUAACUAUAUAGCUUAAGUUAUAAAUUGUUUAAUACCUAUUUUGUAAAUUAAUUAAUGUA
This is a messenger RNA of Metopolophium dirhodum (rose-grain aphid), 4814 nucleotides long. RefSeq lists its product as uncharacterized. Gene Ontology annotation, molecular function: semaphorin receptor activity. The transcript is spliced from 2 exons. The record is from RefSeq and is a predicted model, not a curated record. Gene Ontology annotation, cellular component: semaphorin receptor complex. Gene Ontology annotation, biological process: regulation of cell shape; semaphorin-plexin signaling pathway involved in axon guidance; positive regulation of axonogenesis. Bases 99 to 2270 code for a protein of 723 amino acids. Lineage: Eukaryota; Metazoa; Arthropoda; Insecta; Hemiptera; Aphididae.